CACGCAUGCACCGCGAUAAUUCACCAUUUGCUUAGGACCGGUCCGUAGGAGCGCAAUGCUGUUCCCGUUCUGCUAAUUUUUGUCUUUCGCCAUCAGCACAUAACCCACGCAUUGCCAUGCUACGCAUGUUUCCGUGCUAACUCUGCCAUCAGGCUCCUUUAAGCAUCACAAAGAUCAAAAAACACCGAUUUGAUAUCACAAGCCAAAAAAUUAACAAACAAUUCACCAAAUUAACAUCCUUUUUAAUUACAAGAACAGAUUUGCUCAGUAAGAUCGUUAAACGGACACCCCUUAUUCAUCGGCAACACAUAAAAAUACAGAAAACGUACGAAAGCACCGAAACUGCAAUGAAAGACUCAGCUGCACACAACAAGUCCCCGUUGCUGUCCGUGCUCCUAACCGAGCUGUACUACCUUCUGCUUGCCUUUGUGUUCGUGCCACCCCCGGUCUCCGACAGCAACUACAGCGUAGUCCUAGAUUUUUUUGUGUUUCCACCGCUGAUGGCCCUGCUAACACUCGCAGCAUCCCUUGCAUUUGUGGACAAUGCUGUGCCCGCGCACCUCCUGUUCGGCAUAAUACUCGUGCUCUCGUAUGUUUUUACGGUCCUGCUGUGCGCUCUUCACACCGUUGUGUUCCGGAACGAAAAUGAGUUUACCGAUCACCUGCAUGCACUGAAAUUCACGCUUGCGUUCCUGGCGCCGUCUUUCCUGCUGAUUGGCGCUGUGCCGCAGGUCAGCGCCAUCGUGGCCCUGAUCUGUGCGAUGUGCCAGGCCAUCUACGCGUGCAGGGUGUACAUAAAUAAUUUGAGGGCCAGGAUUAAUAUUUUGGGGUGCUGCGUGUAUUCCAUCUGCUGUGGCGCGUUCUGCUUGUUCUUCGUGACAGUUCUCGGAAAGGUUGUUUAUCCAAGCUAUUUUACGGGCCAGCACGUGAUAGAAAGCCUUAAAAUGGCAGCGUGAGAGUGAGCACGGUAUCAUGCGGAUGGAUGUAAAGCACUUUUACGGCAUGGCGGUCGCAUUGUGCCGUAUUUUAGAUCGGUGCGGCCUGCGAAGCGUUUAUUGAACGGAAACGGAGCGCUGCUGCAAUAAAGGAUGAAAUUU
Molecule: messenger RNA, 1097 nt
Organism: Vavraia culicis subsp. floridensis
Lineage: Eukaryota; Fungi; Microsporidia; Pleistophoridae
Exons: 1
Coding region: 348-956 (202 amino acids)
Source: RefSeq, a predicted model, not a curated record